CAUUGUGUCCCAGGCUGAAUGCGGCCCUUUAUGAGGAACGCUUAAAAGGACAUUGCGGCCGGGCCGAGCCGCUGUCUCCACAGCAACAGCCCAGGAGCGCGCAAAACUCGGAGAUAAUGGACUGAGAGAGAAAAGAGGAGUGGAGUUCCUUCUCUCCGUGCCGCUUCCUUCACGGAAUUCCCUCUGUUUGUGCUCAGACAGAAAGACUGAGAGAGCUACAAACCUACUAAGACCUUAGUGGACAAACUUGUGUUUUUAUACUUUGUAUGUGUGUCUGUGUGGAGGAGAAGAAGAAGAAAGCACAGAUGCAGAGAUGUUCUCCAAGGGUACAGUCUCAGCCCGUGACUCUUUUGUCUUUAUCCCCUCAGAGGCUGCUCAAGCGAACCAUGCUGCUGCUUCCGACACCACCAGCUCUGAGAUAAUGCAAUGCCUAACGGGAGAGAGAUCUGCCAAUCAAAAUCUAGCUGCACAGUUAUGUUCAAGUGGCAGCAUUUCAGAGAUGGUGACCAUCCUUCGAGGAAAGGACGGCUAUGGGUUCACCAUCUGCUCCGACUCACCCGUACGAGUACAAGCUGUCGAUCCAGGUGGUCCUGCAGAUCUGGCUGGCCUCAGGCAGCUGGACACUGUGCUGCAGUUGAAUGGUCAGCCUGUGGAGCAGUGGAAGUGUGCAGAUCUCGCCCAUGCCAUCAGAAGCAGUGCCCGUGAGAUCACAGUGGUGGUGUGGCGUUCGGGACCGUCCGUGAAGUCCAGCUACGAGGGGCUGAUCCAACAGUCCUACAAGAGCUCCAACUACGACUCUCCUAUCUCUCCUCCCAGAACGAAGCGUGCAGAGAAAACGCCACCUGUACCCCCCCUGCCCGCACACCUCCGUCACCGAAUACUGCUCAACGGCUCGGAGGGUGCGAGGGGAGGCGGCGUCGGGGGGACCGGGGUUCCAUGGGGUGACAGGAGAGAGGAGGGCAAAACCAGCGCCAGGACACACACUCCGACUCUCAGAGGGACACGAGUCAAAGCGUCCAACGGGGACAAUUAUAUCAUCCUCUCCCCCAUCAACCCAGGAGGCCAGAUCCUGACACAAGUAUAUGGAGACAAUCCUAGCACUCUGGCUGGAUGGAUGUACUCACCAGGAAAUGCCAAUGCGCCCCAGCCCCAUGCCACACCCAGCCUGGCGAGCAGAACCAACUUCCUGCGCCGUUCAGGCAACAAAUCCAAAUCAACUGCCACGAGCUACCAGCCCAGCUCCAACUUCGCCAACUACCAGAACUGCACCAUUGUCAGAUCUCAUGCCAACUAUGGGGCCUACGUCAAAGUGGCACCCAAAGUUCUCAUAUUCCCCAUCUUCGUGCAGCCGCUGGACCUGUGCAGCCCAACCAGAAUGCUCCUGAUCACCGAGGAGAUGAUCCUGCAUGAGAGCAAACAUCUCUCCAUCAAGGUGACUAUAUUCAUCUAUACAGAUCUAAUGUUAGUGACAAGGGAGGAUGAACCGGGUCGCUGUAAUGUCCUGCAAAAUCCUCUCUUCCUAAAACAGCUCCGGCUAAAGGAGGAUCAUAGUGAUGAGCUUCGCUUCUACCUCAUCCACAUGACUGAGAAGUGUGACUGUCUCCUGAGUUUGGAGGCGUACUCAUUGGAGCAGAAGACGAGAGUGUGUCAGUGUCUGAGUGAUAACAUUGAAAAGCAGCUUCAGCUGGAGUGCAGAGAGACGUUCAGCCCCUCUGAGCAGAUGCUGGAGCCUAAACUGGAUGAACAGUGUGAUCUGGGUGCUCAGUGGCGCCCCUCGGAGGACGAGCACUCCCUCGGCAGCCCGUCCGACGCCCCAGGCACCACAGGCACUUCGGGCAGCACUCCACUGGACGAGACUCGGCACCUUGUACCUCCUACACCUCCCCCAUCCACCGAGGGCAGCCUGAGUGACAUCUGGAGGGUGGACAGAGGAGAGGAGGAAGAGGAGGAGAAAAAGACCCCUACAGAAGAAGAAGAAGAAGAAGAAGAAGAUGAAGGUUCACAUGGCACUGAAGCAUUUGAAGUCGAGGAGAAGAACGAGAAAGACGAGGAUUACGACACCAACCCUCCGGCCUCCUCUUCUUCCUCGUCCUUCAUCAUCCCCGAGUUACGCCUGGACCGCUCUUUCAGCGCCGACGCUCUGUCCUCGACCGCCACUGACGACGAAGAUGACGACGAGGAUGAAGAUGAGGACGAGGAUGAAGAUGAAGAAGACAGUGAUGAUAACUACUUGGAGCCCACUAAGAGGAGGAGCAUGGUGGAGGCGGGCUCAUGUGAGAAGCACGGAGGCUCCGGAGGUCUGAGCGUACAGAACUCUCUGCGCAGACGCACACACAGCGAGGGAAGCCUCCUGCAGGACCCACGGACCACCUGCUUCACUUCCGAUAACGCCAUCAACCGCCUGGAGGUGACCACCGCUAGCAAGGGAGGCUGGACGCUGCCCUCGCCCAAAACACUGAAGAAGGAGCUGACCAAAAAUGGAGGCUCCAUGCACCAACUCUGCAUGCUGUUCUCCGGCAGGAAGCUGAGCGCCGGAUCCGAGUGCAGCUGUGACGUCAGCCCUGACGGAACCAAGAAGAAGAAGUCCAAGAACCUGGCCAAAGACAUGAAGAACCGAUUGGCGUUCCUGAGGAGAAGGAAUGAAUCUCCUGGAAGCACCCCGGCCAGCAAGCUGGACAAAACUAUGAAGUCAGUCAAGCCCACGCCAGAGGAGGCACUCAAGUGGGGAGAAUCCCUCGACAAGCUGCUCGUCCAUAAAUAUGGGUUGGCGGCGUUCAGAGCGUUCCUGCGCACCGAGUUCAGCGAGGAGAAUCUGGAAUUCUGGCUGGCGUGCGAGGAUUACAAGAAGAUCAAGUCGCAGUCCAAGAUGGCCUCAAAGGCUAAGAAGAUCUUCGCCGAGUACAUCGCUAUUCAGUCUUGUAAAGAGGUGAACCUUGACUCAUAUACGCGAGAGCACACCAAGGAGAACCUUCAGAACGUCACGCGCUCCUGUUUCGACCUGGCCCAGCGGAGGAUAUACGGCUUGAUGGAGAAGGACUCGUAUCCGCGGUUCCUGCGCUCGGAACUCUACCUGGACUUAGUGAACCAAAAGAAAGCGAGCGCCACGUCUACAGCAUCCUCGUCGUAAGAGGAACCACAGCGCAGAGACGCUUGACAAAAAUCUAACUAGCAUUGUGGACACUUUUGUUCUCAUCCGCCAUCCUGUCCUACGACGAGGAGAGAAAUAAGAGAGGUGACGAUCAGGACGGAGAGACGCGAGAAAGGAAGAGGCAGUUGUCCGAUCCGGAGGCUGAGCAAAGAGACGUGUGGAGUGUCUGUAUAACGAGCUACAUCAUCUUUAUUUUUUACCAUUUUUUUAUUUAUGGGUUUGGAGAGAAGUCAGGGUGGGGGACGGGGAUUUACUCUUCGAUGCAAAGACAGUCGGGUACUGUUUUGUCGUUUCUUAUCAUUUCCGCGCUCUGUGCUCUCGGUACGACGCAGAUGCCACUUUUUUUGUUGCUCUCAUUCUCAAGCCGUCAUGGCCGGAUCGAUACAAAGUGCACACGGUUCCUUCCUUGCUUUCCUUCCCUCUGUGGUCAUGCACUUCUGUAACGAGGCGUCUCCUUUCGCGCCCCCCCGUCCUGAAAGACGUUUUGAGGAACGGACCAAAACACGGACUCUCAUGCUUCUGCACAUGGAACGCAACCAUCCGUCCGCAGGUCUGCAAAGGUCAAAAGCGUGACAGUUUCUGUAUAGCAAUUCAUUGUAGCUCCAUGUGGGGACUGGACGAGAGAAUUCUCAGGACUGCACGGCACUCGACUAUGAAGCUUUCAGGCUUGUUUGACCUUUAUUUCACAUCCUUUUUUUGUAUAUAUUAUUAUUUUUAUUAGGUUUAAACCUGCACUCCAUAGAUUCUUUUGUUAAUAAGAAAGAUAAUGCUUUACUUGUACAGAAAGUUUGCAUAUUUAUUUAGAUCCUUGCUGGAUGUCUUGUUCAGUUCAUUGCACUCAGCUAAACAAAAAAAGAGCACCCUCCCCCUUUCCCCCUCCCUUUACCCAUGAUCCUCAACUGUCCUUAUGUAAGUGCAAUAUGUUUUUAUUUUUGUUAGUUUGCUUAUCUUUUGGAUAAGUUUCACUUUGACGAUGGAUUUUUAUUUGUCGGAAAAAUUCGACCUGCUCGAAGACUGAGUUGCAGUUUUAAGAGAGUAUUUAGUUCAUAUUAAGUGAGUUAUUCUAACUGUCUACUCCCUGGCAGCAGGCAGCCGGGGGUUUAUGGAUGUAAAUAUCAUUCUUAAGAAAAGAAUAAAACGACGAAAAAAGACAAAAACACAAGGUCUCGUGGGAAAUCCCACGCAACACAGCUGUAUGUAUGUAAAUACUCAGAGCCUCAAAGCUAUAAAAUGACAUGUAAUGUUAUCAGAAAAAGGGGAAAGUCAUUGGGUGAAAUCCACCUUUUCCUUGGUCAUACACUGCUUGUAAGGGGUUUACGAAAUGUAUUUUAUCAUUUUCACUGUUUACAAUUCAAACGCAUCUCCUAAAAUAGCAAGCGAAAAAAGAAAAUAGAGAGAAUACAUUUGGUGUCAUUGUAAAAAAAUGAGAAGAUAUAAUAAAACAGAUGAAUGAUAAAACUGA
Messenger RNA from Pangasianodon hypophthalmus (striped catfish), 4610 nucleotides. It is a transcript of the gene rgs3a, whose product is annotated as regulator of G protein signaling 3a. The transcript has 17 exons. The record is from RefSeq and is a predicted model, not a curated record. Gene Ontology annotation, biological process: signal transduction. Lineage: Eukaryota; Metazoa; Chordata; Actinopteri; Siluriformes; Pangasiidae. Gene Ontology annotation, molecular function: protein binding. Bases 314 to 3127 code for a protein of 937 amino acids. Gene Ontology annotation, cellular component: plasma membrane; nucleus.